UGUAAUAGUCUUUGUUGCAACAACCUGAAUCAAUGCUCCAAAUAUCAAAGUGAGUGCUCCAUAUACUCAGAUAAUCAUUGCAUCAAAUUGAAUUGCGACACUUGCUGUUUGAUCCAAGAAAGCUAUCACUCCUGUGGAACAUAUGUGCAGUGUAGCAAAUAUUUCGACUUAUUCUAUUUGUGGUGUUUGAUUAUCCUGGCAUUGUUGCUGGUGGUCUUGCUCAUCAUUAAAUUGCGCACUAAGUUUAUGACAGCUCGCCUCAUACGAAUUCAUAAGGCAUUUGCAAAGUUUAACAAAAAAACGACAAUAAUUUGAUCAGAACCAUAAUUCUUAAUAAAUUGUAAUAUAACAUCUCUUCGCAAUUAUUCACCAUUAAAUAUUAAUUAUGCAAAAAGCAGAAGAAUAAUACUAAACUCUCUACAAACUCCAACCAGAACCAGUCACCACUCCAGAAAUCAAAGGCUACGAUUUCAAUCAAGGAGUCGAUUUCGAUGCACUCCUAAAGUCUUAUGCCAACUUCGGAUUGCAAGCCACCUAAUUAAGCACAGCAAUCGAUCUCAUCAACAAAAUGAUUCAUUGGCGAAUGGGUCCAAACGAAGACAACGAAGACCCCAACACUAGAUGUACCAUAUUUUUAGGUUACACUAGUAAUAUGGUAUCAUCAGGCAAUAGAGAUAUCAUCAGAUACUUGGCACAACAUAAGAUGAUUGAUGCCAUUGUCACUACUGCUGGAGCCAUAGAAGAAGAUCUUAUGAAAUGCAUCUCUACUUUUCACAAAGGAGAUUGGUAAGCCAAUGACAAAGAAAUAAGAUUAAAAGCUAUUUGUCGUAUUGGUAAUAUUUAUGUUCCUGCUGCAAAUUAUGGAAAACUAGAAGAUUGGCUUCUCCCAGUCUUUUAGGAAAUGUAUAAAGAAUAAAAAGAAAAAGGAACUAUUUGGUCACCAUCAUCUAUGAUCAAAAGAUUUGGAGAGAAAAUCAAUGAUGAGAGAUCAAUUUAUUAUUGGUGUGCCAAAAACAACAUCCCUGUAUAUUGUCCUGCAUUAACAGAUGGAGCCAUUGGAGACAUGAUGUUCUACUUCAAUUAUAAGGAAGAAGGAUUUAUUUGUGAUAUCCUACAAGACGUUGUUGCAUUAAACAAGAAAGCCAUGUUUGCCAAGAAGUCAGGAUUGAUUAUUCUUGGAGGAGGAGUCGUUAAACACCACAUCAUGAAUGCAAACAUCUGGAGAAAUGGAGCUGAUUGGGCAGUAUUUGUUAAUACAGGUAUCCAAUAUGAUGGAAGUGAUGCUGGAGCAAAACCAUCAGAGGGAAUCACUUGGGGCAAAUUAAGAAUUGAUGCAGAAUACGUCAAAGUAUUUUCUGAAGCCACUCUUGUAUUCCCAUUAAUUGUAGCAUAGACCUUCGCUAAACAUUUCUAAGAGGCCAAAAGAGUUUGAAAUAUAAAUUGUUAAUAAAUAUUAUUUUCCAUUAUUA
Messenger RNA from Paramecium tetraurelia, 1469 nucleotides. RefSeq lists its product as uncharacterized. Gene Ontology annotation, biological process: peptidyl-hypusine biosynthetic process. The transcript is spliced from 3 exons. The record is from RefSeq and is a predicted model, not a curated record. Gene Ontology annotation, cellular component: cytoplasm. Gene Ontology annotation, molecular function: deoxyhypusine synthase activity. NCBI's taxonomy places the organism in Eukaryota, Ciliophora, Oligohymenophorea, Peniculida, Parameciidae.